ACAAAUCCAUCUCCAUUAUCCAGGAUGUACUGAAAUGUAUGCUUUAGGAAAUGUAAGAGUUACUCAACUAUGAUAAGAAUUCGUUCUCUGCGGACUUGUUACAAUGGAUUAGCAGUGCACUUAGCCAACAAAGGACAGCAGAAGAAAGUUUGCAGUCGGGGCUUGUCAGGAGAUAAGCCCCGUUUUAGGACGGCAGAACCAAACUUCUUCGGCUGGCAGGAGCAGAUAAGGGAGGAUUUCCGUAAAAAGGCUGAGGAAAAGGGAUUGACGAAGUUUGAUGAGAGAGCGUAUAACGAGAGCGUAAAGUUAACACUGGCACAGGAUGAUGGAUCUGGCACCGAGAAAGAAAGAAAGACAAUGAUACUGAAGUCAGCAAUACAGCUGUACAACGAGCGCCAGCCCCGUCUCCGACAAGACCACCCUCAGUUCGUUAACUGGUGCAUUCUCCGCAUGUUCGAGUUCGACAUAGUGGACGAUAUUGAGUUAUACGAGUUACUAUUCGAAGUGUAUCCCCCGCACAUGUACCACACAUACGGGUUUAUAGCUAGCUAUCUUCCUAAACCCAGUGCAGGGUUCUACACUGCAGUGGACCUUGUAACCAUCGGACGGCAACGCAAGGUUAAACCUAGCUACAAACUGUAUUAUAAUGUGGUUAAAGCGUUUGGGGAAAGACACACUAUCACUAAGGAGGUACGGCGGUGGGCGUGGUUUCACUAUGUCUUCAAACAUUCCAACCCUUAUCCAAUGCCUGACGGCUCCUACGAGUUCUCCGAGCUUGCUUUAAAACACCAGGAAAUGGCGGAGUAUAUCGCAGAUAGAACAAUGGAUCAGAGAUGUAAAUUCAAACCACUGAAAGACAGUUUAGGAGAGUACGUGGGUCACUCUGUAAUGUCGAGAACACAGGAGGACUUGUCUUUGUUGCAGGUGCCGGAUGAUAACAUGAGGAUUACAGGACCUCACUCUGUCUGGGUGGGCAGGGUUCAGAGGUGGUAUUGGGUGUUGAGGCGCGAGGAGCGCGGGGAUGAGUUUGAGGGAGCUCCUCUCGGUAUAUUUGUAUCUCCUUUCAAGGAGAUGUCAAAAGAAGGAGCUGGAAUAUGGUUAGAAGACUGCAGACAGAGAUAUAAGGGGAUCGCUGGCUCUAAUAUAUUGUUCGAUGUUCCUGAUGAAAGUUUGUACAUCGAUGCUGAAGAACAUUUCAAAGAACGUGUGUCACUGUUUUCCGAUGGAAUAGAGGAAGUUCACAUCCAUGAUUCAAUUCUUCCUGAUGUUGUGGACGAAAAAAGAAAAAAUCUUGUGAAAAAACUUUCGUCAUCUAAAGAUAUUAAAUUUGUUAGAGAUAGAGACGCCCACGACAAAGACGAUGAAUGGUGACGAAAUUUCUCAAAUCUAGUUCUGAAAUCUAGCCUUUAAUUUAAGUUAUAUUUUUUACUCUUUUUAUUUGAGAUCCUCACUUUCAAGUUUUAGUUGUGGUUUAUCGACGCUGCUGUUUUCCAUUAUUUAUUAACACCCUACGACUGGAAAUCUUUACUAUGAAACUGUUCGAAUAAAGAUAGCUCUACGUGAAAAUUUUACUUUGAAGAUGUAUCAUGCCUUGAUUUCCGAUUUAAAAUCACACAAUCGGAUAGGAUAUUGAAUUACUGUCCCCAAGCCCCACCUCUACCAACAUAGCAACCUG
Molecule: messenger RNA, 1675 nt
Organism: Bolinopsis microptera
Lineage: Eukaryota; Metazoa; Ctenophora; Tentaculata; Lobata; Bolinopsidae
Product: evolutionarily conserved signaling intermediate in Toll pathway, mitochondrial-like
Exons: 6
Coding region: 70-1371 (433 amino acids)
Biological process (GO): innate immune response; cell surface receptor protein serine/threonine kinase signaling pathway
Cellular component (GO): mitochondrion
Source: RefSeq, a predicted model, not a curated record